Molecule: messenger RNA, 3012 nt
Organism: Betta splendens (Siamese fighting fish)
Lineage: Eukaryota; Metazoa; Chordata; Actinopteri; Anabantiformes; Osphronemidae
Exons: 5
Coding region: 84-695 (203 amino acids)
Source: RefSeq, a predicted model, not a curated record
UCUGUGUGGACAUGAUGAAAUGCUGUGGUUUGUCUCUGUGUUGAGGUGGAUCAGUGAUCCUGCAGAGUCCUGUCCUCCCUGUGAUGGAGGGACAUGAUGUCACUCUGCACUGUCAAACAAAGAGCCCUCCCUCCAAGCUCCCAGCUGAUUUCUAUAAAGAUGGCUCCCUCAUCAGGACUGAGCCUACAGGUCACAUGACCAUCCACCGUGUCACCAAGUCUGAUGAAGGAGCCUAUAAAUGCAGCAUCCAGGCUGGUGGAGAGUCUGCGUCCAGCUGGAUGCUGGUCUCAGAUAAACCAGCGUCCACAGUUCAGACCUCUGCAGCUGCUUCCUCCCUCUCUCCUCCUCCUCCUCCUCCUUCUUCUUUCUCUGUGUUUCUUAUCGUUAUCUCCGUCUUUGCUCUGCUGCUGCUGGUUUUACUGGUUCUACUGGUGAGACGCUGCCUCCAGAGGAAACCUGACGCUGAAGCAGAAGGUGGAGACCGUGACAUCACCUACAGUGACAUCACAGCCUUCCAUCGCCGGCUGCAGCCAGUCAGACCCAGCAGAGACUCUGAUCUGAGUCCAGUUUACUCAGCAGUGAGAAGAGACCACGUCGUUUAUGGACCAGUGAACAUCAGAGGCACCAAAUCACAGCCCAGAGAGCUUCGUUUGGACCCAGAGGUCGUCUACUCUUCUCUGAGCUCCAACCACUGACCUCGGCUGAGACUGGACCAUCAGAUGAUGCUUCACUGGGUCAGAACCUCACAGCACCAGGACUCCUGCCAGUGAUCCGGUUUCUCUGGGGCGCGAUCUUUGGUCUCGCUUGAUGUUUUUCUCAUGUGGUUCUGUGGGUUUCAUUUAGUUGCAGAUGGAAAAUGUGACGUGUUGGGUUUUGGUUGUGGCAAACUGAGCCUCGCUGUCCUGAGACUUCACACAACAACACCGAGUGAAGCUUCACAGAACACUUUGUCUUUACACAUGUCACCUGUAACUUAUAGUGAAGGAAAGACUGGAAUCAUCAUCACUGAGCACAGAGACGACAGAUGACUCGUCAGAACCCGGGUCAGAACUCGGGUCAGACACGGCCACGCUCACGUCUGCUGUUAAAACAUAUGAACCUUCAGUGUCAGUCGCAUGAAGAACCUCAUCAGUUCAUCCACAGCAGCAGCUCCGCACAUUCUUCUCAGUCUGACUUUGUGUUUCACUGUGACUUCAGUAAGAAACGCAUUCAGCUAAAACCAACCAUCACCUUGUAUGAGCACGAUCAACAUCUGCAUUGAAUGAGGCUGUACAGAUGUUUAAGUUUAGACACAAGGGCACAGUGCCUCCUAGUGUCACUGCUGUGAACUACGAGGGCGGUCCGAUAAACAAGUUUGGAAAAGUGGCGAUUUAGUUCUCAUUAAAGUCUCCUUUUAGUUCCAUACACUUGACCCAGCGAUGCUCCCACUUCUUUAACCCGCCAGAAAAAUACGUUUUUUGGAGGUCUGCAAAGUGGCGGCAAUGACUUCCUCGUUCGACUCAAAUUUCUGCCCGGCGAGUGAUUUUUUCAAGUUUAGAAACAAAAAGAAGUCGUAGCCCAAUUCCACCAAUCUGUCCAUGGCGAGGGCGCGUCGUCAUGCUGGAAGAGCACUGUUUUCUGCGCCAAAUGGGGCCGUUUUUCUGCAAUUCUGUGUCGAAUCGGCCCAAUAAUUCUAAUAGUAAAGUCCUGUGACCGAAUCCCAGAAAACGAACCAUCACCUUUCCUGUCGAUAGGACAGUCUUCGCCUUCUUCUGAGCACGUUCUCCGGAUGAAGUCCACUGUUUGGACUGUUCCUUGGUCUCUGGUCUGUACCAGUGGAUCCAUGUUUCGCCGACAGUCACAAAACGAUGCAAAAACUCAGUCGGACUGCGCUUAAACAGCGUCAAACACUGCUCUGACGUGGUCUCACGGUCGCGCUUGUUGUCGGAGUGAGCAGCUUUCUCAUGCCCAACAUUUCAUGCAGGAUACGACCCACGCGGUCUUUUCAGAUGCAGACUGUCUCAGCUCAUCUCACGCACCUUCAAUCGGCGGUCUGCCAACACAAGGCCGUGGAUUUUUGUCACGUUAACCUCCGCGUUAGCCGUUUUCGGGGCGCCUGGUCGUGGCUCAUCAAAAACCGAUGUGCGACCACCUUGAAAUUUGUUGAACCAAUUUUUGAUGGUCGUCAUCGAAGGAGUCACCGUACACAGCAUCACUCUUUGAUUUCACUGCGCGAUUUCCCUUCCAAAAACAAGAAUCGGAUCACCAACCGAUAAUGCUCUUUUUCCAUUUUUCUAAAAUCCACGGACACGCCCACUUCUACACGCUGUCAAAAUAAAAGUACAAGUCUGAUUCAGCUAAAGUUUCAACAGUAGCCGUCUAAGAGAAUGUACUACAUGAAAGUACAUUUUUUGAGAGUGGUGCCAUCGUGUGGUGAGGCUACGUACCUAUCGGACCACCCUCGUACCACUUCACUUCACUCACCCGUUGGUUACUUCUACUGUAGUUGAUUUAGAAGAUUUAACCUGUAAAUGAUUUCCUGUUUCACAUCAAAUAAUUUGUUAUUUCUUAAAAAUCAUUCAAAGGCUGAUUUUAUACAAUACUGGUCCUGUAGAUUUUUACCACCAUCAAAGCACAAAGAGUUUAAACAUCUUAACUAGUUAGAUUCAACUAACACAGUAAACAUUGUACAGUGGCUCCAAAUGUUUUUUUUCAUGUCCAAAAGUUCAACAAGCAGCAUGUAUUAAACUGAAUGUCGGAUUGUGAUGGACAGUUGCUAAAACAAACAAAUAAAGAUGCACCUUGGACAAACACAGCUAAAUGACUGGUAAAUAGGAUGGGGUACGACUAUUUACCCCUCAUGACCCCGUGGGUCAACGCGGUCGGUUCUGGACCUUCAUGCGGUUUAAGGAAUGGAACAAACCGAGCUGAGGUUGGGUCUCUGAUCCAUGAGCAUCCCAGCAGACACUCCAACAGUGAACCAUGGUUCACUCGUGUUUAUGGUUGAAUGACCGUUGGAUUAUGAGUUGAUUU